CCCAUCCAUCCCAAGUGUAACGACCGCCAUGACACCCUAAAAUAACAGUCUAGGUGGUGGCAGCGGGAAAAGCUUUCCUAUUGUUACGCACUUGAACCCGAGCAUUUAAUAAUCAAGUACAAAAUACAAGUCGAUGCGAGUACUGCAAUUUUCCAGCACUGGUAUAGAAUCAUUUGUUUCCUAAGAAAGGAGCUCCAGAUUCCUCCAGGAUACCUUGGCUUAGUAGAAAACCCAACCAGCGCUAUACAUAGAAAGAGCAAUGGAAGAAACCCGCCCUUCCAAACGAAGUAAGACUUCCCCAACACCUGCUAAGGAGGAGGAGAAGAAGAACGGGAAUGAUAAUGAGGAGAGAGAGAAUGACGAUAAAAGCAAACAUCCUUUACUGGUAUUCGCUCAUGGCGCUGGAGCUUCCUCCUCCUCCCAGUGGAUGAUAAGAUGGAAGAAGAUGUUGGCAUCUGCAAUAGGUGCUGUGGAAGCUGUCACCUUUGACUAUCCAUAUUUUUCUGGAGGAAAACGCGGGGCACCUCCUAAGGCAGAAAAUUUGGUUGAUCCUCAUGUAGAAGAAGUGAGGAAAGCUGUUGCCAAGCAUCCAGGGCAUCCACUGAUCUUGGUGGGAAAAUCAAUGGGCUCGAGGGUAAGUUGCAUGGUAGCAGAAAAAGAAGAUAUUGAUGUCUCUGCAGUAGUUUGCUUGGGUUACCCUCUAAAGGGUGUUAAAGGAGCAAUACGAGAUGAGACUUUGUUGAAGCUCUCGGUUCAUGUUAUGUUUGUCCAGGGAAGCAAAGAUGCAUUGUGUCCACUGCAGAAGCUUGAAGCAGUUAGGCAGAAGAUGACAGCAAUGAAUGAGCUUUAUGUUAUAGAUGGUGGAAAUCAUUCACUCGAGGUUGGGAAUAAACUUCUGAAAGAAAAAGGAAUAAAUCAAGUUGAGGUUGAGAUGCAUACUCUGAAGUCUAUCCAGGCAUUUGUUUCAAAGGUGCUGACAGGUGCAUAAUAUGUUGACGCAAUUAUUUAUUCUUGGGGAAAGACAUCAAACUGGACUUGCAUCUACAUUUUUAUAAUGAGUUGUUCAGUGUGACAAUUGAUUUAAGGAGGAACUAUUGUUGAAAAUUUUAACUGAUUAAAAUCUUAUUUAAGUAGUCAAAAUUGUCGA
Molecule: messenger RNA, 1147 nt
Organism: Cryptomeria japonica (Japanese cedar)
Lineage: Eukaryota; Viridiplantae; Streptophyta; Pinopsida; Cupressales; Cupressaceae
Exons: 7
Coding region: 260-988 (242 amino acids)
Source: RefSeq, a predicted model, not a curated record